AUGAAUCAAACUCGAUCCAUUUUUGGUUUCUUGGUAUUAUUUAUACUUCUUUCAGGAGCAAAAACUGAAGAUGCAGAUGUCAUUGAAGCACUUGUUGUUUUCAUGGAUAAGCUUGCGCCUGGAAGCGUAAAAAACACCCCUAAUUGGGGGUGGAAUGAUUCAUCAGACCCUUGUACGAGUAAAUGGGUCGGAGUUACUUGUGAUAAUGAAGGAAAAACUGUCAAGAAAAUUGUGCUUGAAAAGCUUAAUCUUUCGGGAAUUUUUGACACUGAAUCAGUAUGCAAGGUAAAUAAUCUUUUAGUACUGAGUUUAAACUUCAAUAAUUUAACCGGAAACCUUCAGCCUGAUAUAUCAAAUUGUAUAAAGCUUACUCAUCUGUAUUUAAGUGAGAAUCAUUUUUCGGGAAAUCUUCCUGAUUCUAUAGCAGACUUACCGAGUGUGAAAAGAAUCAUUAUAUCCAACAAUGAGUUCACUGGCAAGUUACCUGAUUUUUCAAGAACCACAACCUUGUUAACAUUUUUUGCUCAGAACAACCGGUUCACGGGCCAGCUUCCAAAUUUUAACUAUAACCAGCUUGAAGGUUUCAAUGUAGCCAACAACGAUUUAAGUGGCCCGGUCCCAGAUGACACGGGCCGUUUUGAUGCAAAUAGCUUUGCGGGUAACCCUCAGUUAUGUGGGAAAAAGUUGCCAGUAUCAUGUCCAGUCAAGAAGAAGAAGAAAAAACCUACGUUUCGGGAUUUUGUUAUUUAUUCUGGUUACCUGAUCCUUGGGUUAAUCGUCAUGGUUUUGGUAGCCGUUUUAAUAUUCAAGAAUAAGAAGAAGAAACAAGAAAAUGUGAAGGAUGAGAAGCAUGGAACGGAUAGUGGACGGUCAAGUGGGUCAAGAAACAGCCGGGCCCGGUCAGAAUUCUCAGCAACAUCAGUGGAAAGUGGAGGGAUUUCUUCUUCAAUGGUUGUUUUAUCGAGCCCAGUGGUAAACGGGCUUAAAUUUGAAGAUCUGCUUAGAGCUCCAGCUGAGUUAAUUGGAAGAGGUAAGCAUGGAAGCUUGUAUAAAGUAAAACCGGAUGGUGGUGUUCCUCUUGUGGUUAAAAGGAUCAAAGAUUGGAAGAUAUCGAGAGAUGCAUUCAAGAAAAGAAUGCAGAGGAUAAAUGAAAUCAAACACCCGAAUGUUCUACCGCUUGUUGCAUAUUACUCUUCGAAACAAGAAAAGCUUCUGGUUUACGAGUAUCAGCAGAAUGGCAGUCUCUUUAGGCUUCUUCAUGGAUCACAAAAUGGACAAAUGUUUGACUGGGGAAGCAGGCUAAGUCUCGCAUCUAGUGUAGCAUCAGCACUGGCAUUCAUGCAUGAAGAGCUUAAAUCCGACUUUAUCCCACAUGGAAACUUAAAGUCAUCAAACAUCUUACUCAAAAACAACAUGGAACCAUGUCUAAGUGAGUAUGGGCUCAUGCCAAUAGACCAAAAGGACCCUGACCAAACUGCCACCACUUUCCAGAGUGAUGUGUAUGCAUUUGGUGUGGUUCUUCUUGAGUUACUCACAGGAAAGCCGGUUCAGGACGAUGGGUCCGGUUUGGCUAAGUGGGUGAGCUCGGUAGUCAAAGAAGAAUGGACCGUUGAGGUGUUUGACAAGGCGUUGAUAGUUGAAGGUGCUAGUGAGGAGAGGAUGGUUGGAUUGUUGCAGGUGGCAUUGAAAUGUGUAAACACUGAAAUGCCACCUCAGAUGGGUGAGGUGGCAGCGAGGAUAUCAUCUUUGAAGGAAGAAGAAGAGCGAUCUAUGACCUCUUCCGAUCCAUGAUCGUUAAGAUUUGAUCUUAACGAGCAUGUUUUAAACCGUAAAAACAAUUGAAUUAGUUAGUUUUUCGAGUUUAUACCGUACAUGUAACAAA
Messenger RNA from Erigeron canadensis, 1882 nucleotides. RefSeq names its product probable inactive receptor kinase At2g26730. Lineage: Eukaryota; Viridiplantae; Streptophyta; Magnoliopsida; Asterales; Asteraceae. Gene Ontology annotation, molecular function: protein binding; protein kinase activity; ATP binding. Gene Ontology annotation, biological process: protein phosphorylation. Bases 1 to 1791 code for a protein of 596 amino acids. The record is from RefSeq and is a predicted model, not a curated record. The transcript is spliced from 2 exons.